CAGCAGCCAAUAGCAGUACAAGCGUGACGUCACGUGGUUGGUUCCUCCAGCGUUUGACGUUCAAUGCGUGUGACCUGAGCAGUGGUACAGGGGUUUCUACAACGUGCUGCUUCAACCAUCACAUCUGUCAGAACUGUACUCUAUUUCAGUGUGGUUCACUGCAGCAGUAGAAGGAGCACCAUGGGCCGCCUGGAUGGGAAAGUGAUUGUGUUGUCAGCUGCUGCACAGGGGAUUGGACGUGCUGCUGCACUGGCAUUUGCGAAGGAAGGAGCUCAGGUCACAGCCACAGACAUCAACGGAGAGAAGCUGAAGGAACUGGAUGGCGUUCCAGGCAUCAAGACGAAGGUGGUGGACGUUACCAAGAAGGACCAAGUGGAAGCCCUGGCUAAGGAACAUGAGAACGUGGAUGUGCUGUUCAAUGUAGCCGGGUUUGUGCACCACGGCUCCAUCUUGGACUGUGAUGAAGCCGCCUGGGAUUUUUCCAUGAACUUGAAUGUCCGGAGCAUGUACCUCAUGUGCAAGGCCUUCCUGCCUAAGAUGUUGGCAAAGAAGUCAGGAAACAUUAUUAACAUGGCUUCGGUUGCCUCAAGCAUAAAAGGUGUUGUGAACCGAUGCGUGUAUUGUACCACCAAGGCUGCUGUGAUAGGGCUGACGAAAUCAAUAGCUGCAGAUUUCAUUCAGCAAGGAAUUCGCUGUAAUUGUGUUUGUCCUGGGACUGUUGAUACCCCAUCACUGAGGGGUAGAAUCCAGGCCCAACCUGAUCCAGAACAGGCUUAUAAGGAUUUCAUGGCACGACAGAAAACUGGCAGAAUGUGCACAGCGGAGGAGGUGGCCUACCUCUGCGUGUACUUGGCCUCCGAUGAGUCGGCCUACGUGACUGGGACGGAACAAAUCAUCGAUGGAGGAUGGAGUCUCUGAGAACAUUAAGGCAAAUUUAUCAAGACACAUUAUUAUUAGAUACAAUAAUUAUAAAAUCACUAAUCUUAAUAAAAUGGGAAGAGUUUGCAAUUAUUAGCUAUAAUUAAUUAUUAUAUAGCUGGAUAAACCUUUUAUUUAGUCCAUGAUGCAGAUUUGUGCAUGUUUUUUGUUGACGUGCUUUGUAAUAAACUGAUUAAAUCACAAAUACAAUGUAACAAACACUUGUUCAAAUAAAUGUGAACUCCAUUGCUUCUAUCAAUAAACGAUGUUGAGCAAC
Messenger RNA from Betta splendens (Siamese fighting fish), 1195 nucleotides. RefSeq names its product 3-hydroxybutyrate dehydrogenase, type 2 (gene bdh2). The coding region runs from base 181 to 918 and encodes 245 amino acids. The record is from RefSeq and is a predicted model, not a curated record. Gene Ontology annotation, cellular component: cytoplasm. Gene Ontology annotation, molecular function: 3-hydroxybutyrate dehydrogenase activity. The transcript is spliced from 11 exons. Lineage: Eukaryota; Metazoa; Chordata; Actinopteri; Anabantiformes; Osphronemidae. Gene Ontology annotation, biological process: siderophore biosynthetic process.